Messenger RNA from Protobothrops mucrosquamatus (brown spotted pit viper), 1074 nucleotides. RefSeq names its product rhomboid like 3 (gene RHBDL3). The record is from RefSeq and is a predicted model, not a curated record. The transcript is spliced from 7 exons. Gene Ontology annotation, molecular function: serine-type endopeptidase activity. Gene Ontology annotation, cellular component: membrane. The coding region runs from base 154 to 1074 and encodes 306 amino acids. NCBI's taxonomy places the organism in Eukaryota, Metazoa, Chordata, Lepidosauria, Squamata, Viperidae.
CCCGAGAACACUGGUUACAUCAGCACAGAGAAAUUUCGAAACCUCCUCCAAAGACAUAGCUCUGAACUGGAUCCACAUAAACUGGAAGUACUUUUGGCUUUGGCAGACAACAAUUCGGAUGGAAAGAUUUGUUAUCAAGACUUUGUCAACUUGAUGAGUAACAAGAGGUCCAACAGCUUCCGCCAAGCCAUUUUGCAAGGGAACAGGAGGUUAUGCAGCAAGGCCCUCCUGGAGGAGACGGGACUCAGCCUUUCUCAGCGGUUGAUUCGGCACGUGGCGUAUGAGACGUUACCCCGUGAGAUAGACCGGAAAUGGUACUACGACAGCUACACCUGCUGUCCUCCACCUUGGUUCAUGAUUGCCAUCACAAUUGUAGAGGUUGCCUUCUUUCUUUACAAUGGAGUGGUCCUGGAUAGGUUUGUGCUGCAAGUCACCCAUCCCUUCUAUCUGAAGAAUUCAUUAUUAUAUCAUCCUCAACUCCGUGCCCAGGCCUGGAGGUACCUCACCUACAUCUUCAUGCAUGCAGGGAUAGAACACCUUGGACUCAAUGUUGUCCUUCAGCUUCUCGUUGGAGUUCCUCUUGAAAUGGUUCAUGGUGCGACCAGGAUCGGAUUUGUCUACUUUGCUGGAGUGGUAGCAGGUUCCUUGGCAGUGUCCAUCGCUGAUAUGACUGCACCGGUUGUGGGUUCAUCUGGAGGGGUGUAUGCUCUUAUUUCUGCUCAUUUGGCCAAUAUAGUGAUGAACUGGUCUGGAAUGAAGUGUCAAUUCAAGCUGCUGCGCAUGGCCGUUGCCUUGAUCUGCAUGAGCUUUGAAUUUGGAAGAGCUGUGUGGCUGAGAUUCUACCCAUCUGCUUAUCCUCCGUGUCCUCAUCCCAGUUUUGUUGCCCACCUAGGUGGGGUGGGUGUUGGAAUCACCCUUGGCGUGGUUAUUCUAAGGAACUACGAGCAGAGACUCCAAGAUCAAUCAGUGUGGUGGAUCUUCGUUUCCAUGUAUGUGGUAUUUGUUCUCUUUGCCAUCUUCUGGAACAUUUUUGCCUACAGCCUGUUGGAUCUCAAACUACCUCCACUUCCUUAA